AUGACACCCAACCGUAUCACCAAAGUCGCAAUUACAGGUGUAGAAGGCCUCCUCAACAAUGGCAAACACAUCAUCACGGCACUAACCCGCGCCGACAGCCAGAGCAAGCUACCCGAUGGCGUAAUUGCCAAGAAAGUAGACUACAACGACAUCUCAUCCCUCGUCGAAGCCCUAACCGGCCAGGAUGCGCUCAUUAUCACCCUGAACGGCUACACAUCCAAGGAAGUCGACAAGAACCUGAUCCACGCCGCCGGUGAAGCGGGCGUGAAGUGGAUUCUGCCGAAUGAGUGGGCGCCCGAUACGGCCAAUAAGGAGUUGGCGAAGGAUGUCUUCAAUGAUGCUAACCGAUGGUAUCUUCUAGAGGGUAUCCGUCAGUCGAUUGUGGAUCUCGGCAAAAGUUCAUAUAUUGCUCUGUCAACGGGCUUCUGGUAUGAAUGGAGUCUGGCUAUCCCCGCGGCGUACGGCCUGGAUUUCGCCAAUCGAUCCGUGACCUUUUUUGACGAGGGAGAGACGAAGAUCUCAACCUCGACAUGGCCACAGAACAAGCUCCUCUAUCUUGCUUCCUUCACCGUUAGCCAGAGGGAGAUGUUCGAGUCCGCGCUGCGGGUGACGGGGACGAAGGAGUCGGACUGGACGAUCAACAGGGAGUCCGCUCAGGAGCGGUAUGCGAAUGGAGUUAAGGAGAUGCACGAGGGGAAUAGAACAGGCUUUGUAAAGAUGCUUUAUACGCGUGUCUUUUAUCCUGAUGGCUCAGGGGACAUUGAGAAUAGUAAGGGGACGGUUAAUGCUUUGCUGGGCUUGCCGAAGGAGGAUUUGGAUGAGGCAACCAAGGCUGCGGAGGUAAGGUCGAGGACGCAUCCCUUUGGUGCCUAA
Penicillium lagena is the source of this 873-nucleotide messenger RNA. RefSeq lists its product as uncharacterized. Lineage: Eukaryota; Fungi; Ascomycota; Eurotiomycetes; Eurotiales; Aspergillaceae. The record is from RefSeq and is a predicted model, not a curated record. The transcript has 4 exons. Bases 1 to 873 code for a protein of 290 amino acids.